AUCUACUCCAGCCAAGAUAUCAGCUCCUAUGUUUGCAACUGGCUCCAAUUCAAUCUCAACAGUCGCAACAGCGCCACAUGACUCCAAUCCGCGGAGUCAAAGCAGUAGCACUUCCGAAUCUUUCAGCAGUGCCUUCUUCCCAAAGAAAGAAUUCAACGCUGCAAGAACAAUGACAACUGCUGCAGCAAACUCAGAAAUUGGUUUAGCAUUCUUUGCAGCAUGGGGUGGGCUUUGGCCUUUGCAAUCGGAAUUUGGUAGAUUUGAAGACCUCUAUGUAAAUAACACCCAAUGGGGUCGUGAUUCUAAUGUUCACUUUCUACUAGGAAAUGCAGUAGCAUCUAUGCUUUUGAGCACAGGAGAUCCAAGUCCAUGAAGCCUGGAGUAAAAGAGGACUAAGGCUUCUUGUCUAAAUAAGGCAACAAUGACAUUUAGGUAUUGCUUGGUAUUUGAUAAUAAACCAAUUUUCUGGAG
This is a messenger RNA of Rubroshorea leprosula, 471 nucleotides long. NCBI's taxonomy places the organism in Eukaryota, Viridiplantae, Streptophyta, Magnoliopsida, Malvales, Dipterocarpaceae. The record is from the annotation of a GenBank genome assembly.